Camelina sativa (false flax) is the source of this 1440-nucleotide messenger RNA. RefSeq names its product protein PAM71, chloroplastic. The record is from RefSeq and is a predicted model, not a curated record. Gene Ontology annotation, cellular component: chloroplast thylakoid membrane; Golgi apparatus. Lineage: Eukaryota; Viridiplantae; Streptophyta; Magnoliopsida; Brassicales; Brassicaceae. Gene Ontology annotation, molecular function: manganese ion transmembrane transporter activity; calcium ion transmembrane transporter activity. Gene Ontology annotation, biological process: calcium ion transmembrane transport; Golgi calcium ion homeostasis; Golgi calcium ion transport.
CUCUAUUAUAUCUUCUGAGAACCAAACAGAGCCAAAGGUUAUAGUAUUUGCUGCUUGUUGCAGUAAAGAGAGAAUCAAUCACACUGUGAAGAAGAAAGCAUAAAAAAACUCAGGUGGAGAGAUUUAGAGAGAAAUGCUCACUUUGAAUCUCCCCGAUUCACUUCGUCUUCUUCCAUUCCAAAACCCUAGGCCUUCCAAAUCCGAUUCGUGUUCUUCUUCUUCUUCUUCUUCUUCUUCUUCUUCUUCUUCUUCUUCUAAUUCUUCGUCGUCGAGGAGAUGUCUCUCCACCGCUUGUCCAAUUCCGAUCGGGUUUUCGCGUCGAUGUUUCUCUAGAGGUUUGCGUCGUAAUGAUUCUCAGCAGCUAGGGUUUCGAUGCUUCCGACGAAAUGCCGCUUGUUACAUUGAGAAAGCUGAUUCUGAAGAAAAAGAUGAUAGGAAUCUUGAUGUUUUGGUUGAGAGACCGAUAGCUCACUCUAGAAGAGAGGCUCAGAGAGUUCUUAAGUUCUUAGCGGUAUCAGGUUCGGUUGCAUUACUCGGCAAUGAUCCAGCCUUUGCGGCUUCGUCAAUUGCUAAUGGGACGCAGUCACUUGUCACUUCUCUUGGUGACCUCGGAGAUAUUAGCUCAGGUUUUGCUUCGGCGUUCUUGCUUAUCUUUUUCUCUGAACUUGGAGACAAGACUUUCUUCAUUGCGGCCCUUUUAGCAGCGAGGAACUCUGCUGCUACUGUAUUCGUGGGGACUUUUGGCGCUCUUGGGAUAAUGACGAUAAUAUCUGUAGUGCUUGGACGAACUUUCCACUAUGUUGAUGAAAUUCUUCCCUUCAGGUUUGGUGAAACCGAUUUGCCUCUAGAUGAUAUUGCAGCUGUUUGUCUUCUGGUUUACUUCGGUGUAUCAACGUUAUUAGACGCUGCUUCAGAUGAGGGUAAAGCCGAGGAAGAACAGAAAGAAGCAGAACUAGCGGUUUCAGAGCUUUCAGGUAAUGGAGCCGGGAUUGUGGCAGCCGCAAGCACCAUCGUCAGCACUUUCGCCUUGGUUUUUGUUGCGGAAUGGGGUGACAAAUCCUUCUUCUCAACAAUUGCUCUUGCGGCUGCAGCAUCGCCAUUGGGUGUCAUCGCUGGAGCAUUGGCGGGUCACGGUGCUGCGACUCUGCUUGCGGUUUUGGGUGGUUCUUUGCUGGGAAAUUUCUUAUCAGAGAAGGCAAUUGCUUAUGUCGGAGGAGUUCUGUUUCUCGUGUUUGCUGCUGUGACGGUGGCCGAGAUCGUCACGUAAGUAGCAAUAAUAAAACUUUUCCUUGCCUCUUACUUCUUGUAUAAAAAAGAAAAUACUAUUUUAAUUUUGGUUGCAGUGCAAAACUUUAAUAUACAACUGUUCAUUCAUCACUCUCUAUCUUUCUGGAUACUAUACUGUGGAUUUACAGCAAAACAUAUGAAAAACAUUUUGUA